GUUGGGCUGCCCCAGGGUAAGCAAGGUGCGUUUUUAAGCGAAUAACGUGCCGAAGAUAAGUGGUGAGAAAACUAAUAAAGAUCAUAUUAGCUGUUCAGGAUCUGUAAUUUCUCUUCCAAGGGCAACACCAAUAUGACUAAUUACAACAAAAGUACGGAUGUGGUAGCCAUGGAUGUCACCUCGCCAGAUCACUUAGUGUCCUUUGGCAAAAAGAGCGGCUGUUAUAUCAGCCGAUCUGUAGGUUGUUUGUUGGCCAUCAUCUUCAUGAGUGCCAUCGUGGCCACGGGACUUCUUGUGUACUUUUACGCUCCACCCCACAAGGUCGUCGAGACUCCGGUGAGGCAUACUGAGAAUAUUAAUGGUCGUCAGCCCUGCAGAAUAAUACCCACGUCAACUGUUGUUGUCUCAGCAAUAACAAGUACAGAAGCUUCUACCACCACAAUCACUACCUCUCCCACCACAGCCACUACAACAACCUCUCGCACCACAACCACUACAACAACCUCUCCCACCACAACAACCUCUCCCACCACAACAACCUCUCCCACCACAACAACCUCUCCCACUACAACAACAACCUCUCCCACUACAACAACCUCUCUUACCACCACCGUCUUCCCCAUCAUUACCGAUUCCUUCACUACCACCUAUUCUUUAGACACCAACAGUUCUUUCACUACCACCGAUUUUCUGACCACUACCGAUUCCUUCAACAUCAAUGAAUCCUUAACCACCACCGAUUCCUUCAACAUCACUGAGUCCUUAACCACCACCGAUGCCGACACCACCACCACCACCACAGAUCUUACUUCAGCCACCGCUACAACUACUACCGACAGCACCAUAACUCCUACUAAAGCCACUACCACAACUUCCACUGCCACCACCAACACUCCUACCACUGCCACUACCACAGCUGUUGCCACCACUAAAACCACGUCGGGUCAAUUAAAAGAAGACAUCAAUGUUCGUCUUCCGAGAGCACUGAAGCCCCUCCAUUACCUGGUCAAACUUCAGCCCUUCAUCAACGGCAACUUCAGCAUCUUGGGCUACGUGGAGGUGGAGAUGGAGGUGCUGGAGCCCACCCUCAAUAUCACCCUCCACAUCGCUGAUAUCAUCACCAAGAAUGAAACUGUCAUAUUAAUUGACAAGGACGACCAGGAGGGCGCUGCAGACUUAGUGAUCAAGAAGCAUGAAUAUGACAGUCAGAGAGAGUUCUACGUGGCCCACCUGGAGGAGGCGCUGCAGCAGGGCCACAAGUACGUCCUCUCUAUGGAGUUCACUGGGCUCCUCAACGAUAACCUUAGAGGUUUCUACAGGUCCACCUACAGAGACGCAGCUGGUAAUUUAAAGUUGUUGGCAGUGACACAGUUCCAGGCGACGGACGCGCGUCGAGCCUUCCCUUGCUUUGACGAGCCGGGACUGAAGGCUACCUUUGAGGUAUACCUGGCCAGGGAGGCGAACAUGACCACCAUUUCCAACAUGCCCAUAAACAACACUUUUCCUGUGGAAGGUCAGGAGGGAUGGUUGUGGGACGAGUACAAGAUCACUGUCCCCAUGUCUACUUACCUUCUCGCCUUUGUUAUAUCAGACUUCGCGCACAUGAAUGCCACUGACAUCAAACACAUUUUAUUCAGAGUAUGGGCUCGGGAGGAGGCCCUGACACAAGCACAGUAUGCACUGAGAGUCGGCCCUGCCAUUCUUACCCACUUCGAGGAUUACUUCAACCAAUCUUACCCGCUCCCCAAGCAGGACAUGAUCGCCAUCCCUGACUUCUCUGCAGGAGCCAUGGAGAACUGGGGCCUCAUAACCUACAGAGAAACAGCAAUGCUGUAUGACCCUGAUGAAUCUGACCUUAUCAACCAGUACCAAGUGGCCCUAGUAGUGGCCCACGAGUUGGCCCAUCAGUGGUUCGGCAACAUUGUCACGCCUAAGUGGUGGACCGACUUGUGGCUUAAUGAAGGCUUUGCUACUUUCGUCCAGUACAUUGGCUUGGACCAUGUUGAGCCUUCAUGGAAGGUGAAUGAGCUGUUCAUUAUUGAUAAACUACAGAGUGUGUUGACCCUGGACAGUCUGGAGUCUUCACACAAGAUAAGAAUCCCUGUCGAAAAUCCUAAUAUUAAUCAAAACUUUGACGCCAUCACUUACGACAAAGGCAGCGACACCAGUAUGGCCAGCUACAGCAAGAACAGGGAAAUGUUUGUCAAGUGGCCGCAACACUUCACCUUUAGAUGGUCUCUGACUAUCAUCAUCAGUACCAUCGUAGCUACGGGAAUCUUUGUCUACCACACUCCCCAUCAGAGGAUCGCAGGAACCCCGGUAGAGGCGCCGCAGAGAUUCAAACACCAUCGGUACCCUAGACAACUUCCCACACCAAUCUACGAAGCUGCUUCAACAACAACCACCAGAGAAACUCCCACCACCACGCCUGCUACUACAACUACCGCUUCUACUACACCUGUUGCUAUCGCCAACACAAUCACGUCAACCCUAAAGGAGGAAAAGAAGAAUAUACGUCUUCCUAGAGCACUGAAGCCCCUUCACUACCUGGUCAAACUUCAGCCCUUCAUCAAUGGCAACUUCAGUAUCUUGGGCUACGUGGAGGUGGAGAUGGAGGUGCUGGAGCCCACUCUCAACAUCACCCUCCACAUCGUUGAUAUCAUUACCAAGAAUGAAACAAUACGAUUAAUUGACAAGGACAACCAGGAGGGCGCUGCAGACUUAGUGAUCAAGAAGCAUGAAUAUGACAAUGAGAGAGAGUUCUACGUGGCCCACCUGGAGGAGGCGCUGCAGCAGGGCCACAAGUACAUCCUCUCUAUGGAGUUCACUGGGUUCCUCAACGAUAAUCUCAGAGGUUUCUACAGGUCCACCUACAGAGACGCAGCUGGUAAUUUAAAGUUUUUGGCAGUGACACAGUUCCAAGCCACAGAUGCGCGUCGAGCCUUCCCAUGCUUUGAUGAGCCAGGACUGAAGGCCACCUUUGAGGUGUACUUGGCCAGGGAGGCGAAUAUGACCUCCAUCUCCAACAUGCCUAUAAACAACACUUUUCCUGUGGAGGGUCAGGAGGGGUGGUUGUGGGACCAGUUCCAGGUCUCCGUCCCCAUGUCCACUUACCUUGUCGCCUUCGUUGUGUCGGACUUCGCGCACCUUAAUGCCACUGACAUCGACCACAUCCAAUUCAGAGUAUGGGCUCGGGAGGAGGCCCUGACACAAGCACAGUAUGCACUGAGAGUCGGUCCUGCCAUUCUUACUCACUUCGAGGAUUACUUCAAUCAACCUUACCCGCUUCCCAAGCAGGACAUGAUCGCUAUCCCUGACUUCUCUGCGGGAGCCAUGGAGAACUGGGGCCUCAUAACCUACAGGGAGACAACAUUAUUGUACGACCCUGAUGAAUCAUCUCCAUCUAACCAGUACGGAGUGGCCCUAACAGUGGCCCACGAGUUGGCCCAUCAGUGGUUCGGCAACAUUGUCACACCCAAGUGGUGGACCGACCUGUGGCUCAACGAAGGUUUUGCUGCCUUCGUUCAGUACAUCGGCAUGGACCACAUUGAGCCUUCAUGGAAAGUGAUCGAAUUAUUCGUCAUUAACAAACUGCAGAGUGUUCUCACCUUGGACAGUCUGGAGGCCUCACACAAGAUAAGCGUUCGUGUAGGCCAUCCUUCUGAGAUUAGUCAAAUCUUUGAUGGUAUCUCCUAUAACAAAGGAGCUUCCAUCAUCCGCAUGAUGAACCACUUCCUGACGGAGGACACUUUCAGAAAGGGGCUGAGCACCUAUCUCAAUACUUUCAAGUAUGGGAACGCUGAACAAGAUGAUCUGUGGGAACACCUUACACAGGCGGCUCACCAGGACGGCACGUUGCCCCUCGAUCUCACUGUCAAGACCAUCAUGGACACCUGGACCUUGCAGAUGGGUUACCCUGUCAUCACAGUGGAGAGAAGUCCAGACGGUACUUCCGCUUCUGUCUCUCAGGAGCGUUUCUUGAUGGUUGCGAAGCCAAAUUCUAAUAACUCUGAGGAGUAUAAGUGGUGGGUGCCACUGACCUACACAGGUGGAGACGAUCCCAACUUUAACGAGACUCGGGCCAAGGUCUGGAUGAAGGAUACGGAGACACUCAUCACCAUCCAGUCCCUGCCCACCAAGGACCACUGGGUCAUCUUCAACCUACAGGAGACGGGUUUCUACAGAGUUAACUACGACAACCACAACUGGAACUUGCUCAUCCAGCAGCUACUGACGGACCACACGGUCAUCACUACCAUCAACAGAGCUCAAAUCAUCGACGACGCCAUGAACCUUGCUCGAGCAGGUCAGGUGAGCUAUGGGGUGGCCCUGGGCCUGUACAGUUACAUGGUCAAUGAGACUGAGUAUGUGCCCUGGAGGGCAGCCAUCAACAACCUGGCCUACCUUACCAGCAUGUUCCAACGUACAGGUGCCUACGGUGGUCUACAGAACUACAUGCUGAAGAUGGUGGUGCAGUUAUACGACACAUUAGGGCUGGACAACAGUGUGAAUGACCACCUGUUGGAACAAUACAAGCGCACUAUGGCUGUCAGCUGGGCCUGCUCACUCCGCCACAAGCAAUGUCUGGACAAUGUACUCUCUCUCUACCGACAAUGGAUGACCAACCCAGACAACAAUACGAUCAUCUCACCAAGCCUCAAGUCGGUGGUGUACUGCCAUGCGCUAGCAGCGGGCGAAACAGAGGAGUGGGUGUUUGCUUGGAAUCAGUACCUCAAGAGUAACUUAGCCAAUGAGAAACGUACACUCCUCAGAGCUAUGGGCUGUACCAGGCACCUGUGGCUCCUCUCCAGAUAUUUGGAGAUGGCCUUCGACCCCAACAGUGGCAUCAGGAGGCAAGAUUCGAAGCUUGUCUUCGCAUCAGUAGCAUAUAAUGAUGUUGGCCGCCCCCUAGCCUGGACCUUCCUCAGAGACAAUUUUAAGAUGAUCUAUAACUAUUUUGGCUCGAGAGCACCGUCUUCUCUCAUCACCUCCGCAACCCAUGGCUUCAAUACCAGGCAGCAUCUCAAGGAGGUGAUGACCUUCGUGGACGAAUAUCGCACGGACCUCAAGUCUGCUUCUAGAAAGGUGGAGCAGAAAAUAGAGACCAUCAAGAAUAACAUCAACUGGAUGGAUGCCAACUACAUGACUAUAAAUCAGUGGCUGGAGCAGAAUGGCUACAGCGUCAAGUUACAGAACGUCUGGAAUAACAAUACUUUAAGCAUUUAAGUCCGCAAGAAGCAGCAGCAGCGUUUGGGGUCAAUGCUAAUAUUACGUGGUAUAUAUAUAUAAUAUUAGUUUAUAUAUAAUAUGGAGGCAGUGGAGAUGUCAUGUCUGAGGGCAAUGCGUGGUCUGAAUAUAAUGCAGAGAAUUCACAGUUUAGAAAUUAGGAGAAGGUGUGGGAUUACCAAAACUAUUAUCCAGAGGGCUGAGGAGGGGUUGUUGAGGUGGUUCGGACAUGUAGAGAGAAUGGAACAAAACAGAAUGACGUCGAGUGUAUAAAUCUGUAGCGGAGGGAAGGCGGGGAAGGGGUCGGCCUAGGAAGGGCUGGAGGGAGGGGGUAAAGGAGGUUUUGUGUGCGAGGGGCUUGGACUUCCAGCAGGCGUGCGUGAGCGUAUUUGAUAGGAGUGAAUGGAGACAAAUGGUUUUUAAUACUUGUCGUGCUGUUGGAGUGUGAGCAAAGUAACAUUUAUGAAGGGAUUCAGGGAAACCGGCAGGCCGGACUUGAGUCCUGGAGAUGGGAAGUACAGUGUCUGCAUCCUGAAGGAGGGGUGGUUGAUUGAUUGUAAUCAAGAGGGAAGCGCUAAAGCCGUAGGAUUAUACAGCGCCUGUGGGAGGGAUGGAAGGUAUUCAGACUUAAUUCUGGGAACUGGAGCUAAGUUCCAGUUUCCUAGAUCAAGAGCCCUUCACCAGCGUCAAGGAACCUCCCUUGAAGGGAAGGAGGGGUGGUAAUGUUGCAGUUUUGUAACUGUAGUGUAAAGCACCCCUCUGUCAAGAUAGUGAUGGAGUGAAUGAUGAAAGUUUUUCUUUUUCUGGCCACCCUGCCUUGGUAGGGAUCGGCCGACGUGUUAAUAAAUAAAAUAAUAAAUGUAUUCUAAUUGACCAAUUUUAUCUACUCGUCAUAUAUAUAUACCUCGCAUGGGCCGGUAGGCGUGCUGCACUGUUCCUUCUUUCUUACGUUCUUAAGGCAGCCAGGGGUCUAUUUAAGAUAUUUUUCAUUUAUGUUAAUGUAAAAAUUAAUUUUGUACAAAAAAAUUAGAACAAUUACCAAACCUUAUUAUAACAAGCGCAAUUUAAAUAAAGU
Messenger RNA from Cherax quadricarinatus, 6301 nucleotides. Lineage: Eukaryota; Metazoa; Arthropoda; Malacostraca; Decapoda; Parastacidae. The record is from RefSeq and is a predicted model, not a curated record.